Oldenlandia corymbosa var. corymbosa is the source of this 1377-nucleotide messenger RNA. The record is from the annotation of a GenBank genome assembly. Lineage: Eukaryota; Viridiplantae; Streptophyta; Magnoliopsida; Gentianales; Rubiaceae.
GGAAUAAAAAAUGAAAAAGAAGGCUCGAGUGUGUGUCUGCACGAGUCGGGAUCACUAGAGGCGACAGCAACCACGCCUUUCUAAACGCAACCAGUGGAAGAAAACGUUGAGAAAAAUUAAAAAGGGGGAAAGGAAGAAAGAGGAAAACCGAGGAGCAUUUUAACCAACAUCCCUGAGGCUCGAUUGUUUGGGGUAAAACUAAAAAGAACACACAGUAGAAGUGUGGUGUGUGUGUGAGGUUUUCAAUGGCGAACCCAGGAUCAUCCUCCUCCUCCUCAUCUUCGUCAUCGAAGGGGAAGUGGAGAAACCUCUCAACCUACGCUGCUCGCGUGUUUUUUGUCCUCAUAUUUCUUCAAAUUCCCCUUUUCAGGGUUCCAUGUAGAUCUGGUAUAUGUACAACACCACUGCAGGUGACCUCGUGCCAACUGAUAUCGAGCGAAAUAUUUCCUCUUCCAGUAGUGAAAGCUCUGCUCUUUCCGGGUGCUAUCUUGGAUGGUCUGAUCUACAAUGCCACAGUUCCAAAGUGGGAUGAUCUUCUCAACAUAUAUAACUUGACCAACGUGAAGGAGGCUUCUCCUGUGACUGACUUGCAGCGCUUGGAGGUUCUUGCUGGUAGUUACUUUGCAGUGGCUGGUGGGCUUAUCGGCCUCAUAAAACCUGGGAGAAUGAGCAUGUUUGGAACCCUUCUAAUCAUCUGGGGGCUUGUCAAAGAAGGUAUUCUUGGAAAGCAGCCAGUGAAUGAAGACCCGACAGGUCCAAGAACAGUCUUUGUUUAUCCAACCAUGUUAAUGGCUCUAGUCUGUGCUUUCUUGUCGGUUAAGUAUGACAUGAAGAAAGUCUUGCGAAGCGCUCCAGCGCAGCCCAUUGCAAAGCCUCUGCAGAGCUCUAAAAAGUCGAAGUUGAAAUGAGUGUGUAUCUUCGAGAAAAUAGAAAAUGGUGUCUUUUGUUAAGUUCCGCUUAGUCUAGAAUUAGCUCUAAUCUUAGGCUAAAACUCAUGUAAUUGCAUCACAGAGAAUUUCAGCAGUUGGCUUGAUUUGUCUUGAGUUUGUGCUGAGGAAGUUUCUUUCUUAAAAUGAAUCUGCUAGCAGAAGCAGCACCUUGAUGAACUCUGGGUUGUAUUCCUAAUGAACGUGGGACAGAAAUGAACUAGCGAAGGGUCCAGAUAUCUUUUUGAUUCAAUUGAGAAUUUCAAGAUGCAUUGUAAAUUUAUCGUCUUCCAGUUGUUAUACUUGCUUCUUAGAAGAAAAUUACAGGAUGCUUUGAAAACUAACUUCUGAAAUUUUUUCAUCUUUUCCCUUAAACCCAAAAAGAAAAGAAGUAAUCUCAUGAGCUUGUUAGGUUUUUAUUAGUGCAAAGUUACUGUUAGUUUGCAACAAG